GGCCCGGCGAGGCGGACCGGCACGGGGGGGGCCCCGCUCGCCCCGACGGCCGGGCCCCGCCGGCCAUAAAGCCCAUGGGGAGCCGCCGGCGGCCGCGCUGAGCCAGGCCAGGGCGCCCCCGGGUGCCCCCUCCCGAGCAAGAUGACAUCGGCCACGAAGGUGUACUACAGCCAGACCACGCAGACCGACAGCCGCCCCCUCAUCGGCUCAGGCCUGCGCAAGCGGCGGGUGAUGACCAAGGAUGGCCGGAGCAACGUGCGGAUGGAGCACAUUGCUGACAAGCGCUUCCUGUACCUCAAGGACCUGUGGACGACCUUCAUCGACAUGCAGUGGCGGUACAAGCUGGUGCUCUUCUCCGCCACGUUUGCCGGCACCUGGUUUGCCUUUGGCGUCAUCUGGUACCUGGUGGCCGUGAUGCACGGGGACCUGCUCGAGUUCGACCCGCCGGCCAACCACACGCCGUGCGUCAUGCAGGUGCACACGCUCACCGGGGCCUUCCUCUUCUCCCUCGAAUCCCAGACCACCAUCGGCUACGGCUUCCGCUACAUCAGCGAGGAGUGUCCGCUCGCGAUCGUCCUGCUCAUCACCCAGCUGGUCCUCACCACCAUCAUGGAGAUCUUCAUCACCGGCACCUUCCUGGCCAAGAUCGCCCGGCCCAAGAAGCGAGCGGAGACCAUCAAGUUCAGCCAAAACGCCGUGGUGGCCCAGCACAACGGCAAGACCUGCCUCAUGAUCCGCGUGGCCAACAUGCGCAAGAGCCUCCUCAUCGGCUGCCAGGUGACAGGCAAACUCCUGCAGACCCACCUCACCAAGGAGGGCGAGAGCGUCCGGCUCAACCAGGUCAACGUGGACUUCCAGGUGGACACGUCCUCCGACAGCCCCUUCCUCAUCCUGCCCCUCACCUUCUACCACGUGGUGGACGACGCCAGCCCCUUCCGGGACGUGGCCCUGCGGACGGGCGAAGGCGACUUCGAGCUGGUGGUGAUCCUCAGCGGCACCGUGGAGUCCACCAGCGCCACGUGCCAGGUGCGCACGUCCUACCUGCCCGAGGAGAUCCUCUGGGGCUACGAGUUCACGCCGGCCAUCUCCCUCUCGGCCAGCGGCAAGUACGUGGCCGACUUCAGCCUCUUCGACCAGGUGGUGAAGGUGUCGGCGCCCUGCUGCCUCCACGAGACCGUCCGGUUCGGGGACCCCGAGAAGGUCAAGCUGGAGGAAUCCUUCCGGGAGGCGGAGGAGCGGGAGGGAGCCCCGCUGAGCGUCCGCAUCAGCAACGUCUGAGCCGCCGGCGCCCGCGGAUGCCGCCGGCUCUUCCCCCCGUCCCGGCUCGCACCGUCCUCUCGGGCCUCCCCCCUUCCUCCUCGCACGGGGCAGCUCCCUCGGGACCCCCCGCCCGGGGCUGCUGGUGAGCCCCAUGGCCACUCGCUCGCCGGUGGGACGGUGUCCCCCACCCCAGCCCAGCCGGGGACGUUGUCCCUGUCCUCGUCCCCCCCACCUAAUGCUCUGCUGGUGCCACCUAGAAAGAUCUCCAGCCCCGGCCGUGGCCUCGGGGACAGCACGGUGCUGCGCUUCAGAGGACGGUGGGCACGAUCCUGCCGGGAGAUGCCGGGCCCUGGGGGGACGUGGACACCUCCGGCCCUUGGGGACAUCCGUGGCCACGGUUUCCGGCCGCUGGUCUCUGCCGACUCAGAGCCGCCUCGUUCCCUGGAGGAAGGUCCAGGAUCCCGGCAUGCUCCGGCCAGGGCUGAGCCGGGGGGUGCCGAGACCUGACCCGCUCGCUGCACACAUGGGGCCGGGCAGAGCAAUGGGGGGACGGCCACCGAAAACAGGACACAGCCCCACGUCCCCAUGGGGGGGGGGGGACGGGACCCCGGGCCCGUGGCCCCGCCGGAGCCACCGCAGCCCCGAGCAACCCCGCUGCCGCUAACGUAGAGCCUCUGCCUAACACCGCGUCCUUCCCAGGGAGCCACCGCCGCUCGGGGCUUGGGCUGUAGGGCUGUUAAUCCCGCGCUGCACUGAGUCCACGUUACACAUACAUAUAUAUAUAUAUAUAGUUCCACUAAUAUAUAUAUACACACACAUAUAUAUAUAUAUAAAUUGGGAGGAAACGUUUGACCCGCUGGAAAGACUUGCUCACUGAACGCCCUGCUUCUGGCAGGGGCACGUCGUUUUUUUCCUGCAUUUUGGGGGGGAAAUUACUAAAUAAAAGUUAUAUCCGCGGUUGGGAA
Molecule: messenger RNA, 2225 nt
Organism: Dromaius novaehollandiae (emu)
Lineage: Eukaryota; Metazoa; Chordata; Aves; Casuariiformes; Dromaiidae
Gene: KCNJ10
Product: potassium inwardly rectifying channel subfamily J member 10
Exons: 2
Coding region: 142-1278 (378 amino acids)
Biological process (GO): potassium ion import across plasma membrane; regulation of monoatomic ion transmembrane transport
Cellular component (GO): plasma membrane
Molecular function (GO): inward rectifier potassium channel activity
Source: RefSeq, a predicted model, not a curated record